CGGAUUAUAUAAAGUGGAGUAAUUAAUUCCCGAAGAAUCUUUGUGUCGAUUUUUGGGGUGUAAAAUUCGUCGAAUAUUCUAUAUCGCGCGAUGAAAUUUAAAGAAUUGUCGAGCUGGAAUGUCGGCAGAGGGUCGAUGUGUCAUUGCACUAUGUAGAAAAUAUAUCGACUGGCCUUCCCACCGCGGGUUUCAAUAAGUAAUUGCAGCUGUUUAUGUUCAUACUCGACUCUACAAAAUCGUUUGGAUAGGAAACUAUAGAGCACGUUUCAUAAGUACGUCUUUGAAUAUCUCAGACUCGAAUUCGUCGUAUCACAGAUAAUAAGAAAUAAUUUAAAAGUAGAAAAGAAAAAAUUGUACGGAUCUGUACGUUACUGCGAUGAAAGACCUGCAGAUGAACCCAAACACCGUUAGGCAGUGGCUUCAGCGAGGGGAAAUCGAGAAGUUGGAAAAUGUGGUACUGGAAGGUCGAGGAACCCGGUUACUGGGUGAAAAUUCUCCGGACCUUCGAACGCGGGUUUUCCUGAAGGGGCUGCCGAUCUACUUGACGAAAAUCAGCCAGAUUCACGACGCGACGGUGCGCGGCGCCCUGGGUGACGUCCAACGGCUGAUCCUCGACGAGCCGAAGAAGAAAUUGGCGACGUCAAAGGACUCCGCGGGCAUUCCUCUCCUCCACAAAGCCGUGUACUAUGAUCACCAGGACAUCGUUGAGUAUUUGGUGGAAAAUUAUCCCGCGACAACCCAACAGCGAGACAGAGAGGGCAGAACAGCGCUGCACUACUGUUCAGCCUGCGCAACUCCAGACACCGUUUGGGAUGUCCUGGUGAAGGGAGGCUGUGACACAAGUGUCUGGGACAAGCGGGGUCAGCCGGCAGCUUACUACCUCGAGCAUACGGGGGAGGUGGAAUUACCCGAGGGUGAAAAAAUGCAGGGAAGAAAAGUGAGCAGCAUUAAAGAGACAUUGGACUUCAAGCCGUCGAAUAUACGGAUAUGGAUUCAUAAUCGGGACAUCGGCAAGCUGCAGCAAGUACUAUGGGAGGGCCAUGGAUUAAAACUGCGAUGCGAGACGAGCAACAAUCCUCGAGUCAAGAAGUUCUUAGAGGCAGUGCCGUUCAUAAUGGGCACUGUGAAAGACAUUCAUACUGCGGCGGUUAAAAACGACGUUGAUGGGUUCAGGCAGAAAGUGAGCGAUCCUGUUUGCCCGGUGAUCCUCACUAGCAAAGAUGCCAAUGGUCUGAACGUUCUUCACAAGGCUGCUGGAUUGGGGCACACUGAAAUUGUCCGAGAGAUCCUCACCAGGUGUCCUGAAACGAUUGACACGCAGGAUUCCGAAGGGAAGGCUCCGCUCCAUUACGCUGCAGCACUGAAGGAUGACGGGAUCAUGUACGACAUGCUGGUCCAAAGCGGCGCCAACGAAAAUCAAAUGGAUAACAGACAAAAGACAGCGUCUUUCUACAAGAACCGACCGUCGGACAUAGACGCGACAAAUUUGGUCGUCAUACCAGAAGCACCGCGCGUUUCCGGUACAUCUUACCCGAAGAACUGGGACUGGCGAAUCUUGGAAGCUGGAGAAACGGUGGUUAGAGGGGUAAAGAAGGCUGUGAGCAACACGGACAUCGACAGUGCUUUUGGGAGUCCGGAGGCACCAUCAAAGUCCGGGGAAAGCGAGAAGGAAACUUUCGGGAAUGGUUUCAAAGACGAUAGCAAGGACGACUUGGAGGAACAGAUAAAACUAGCCCACGAAGAGCUUGAGCCCAAGGAACCAGAGAAGAAACCGGAAUCCGAGCCAGAAACGGAACCGGAACCAGCGCAGGAACCGCAAUCUGAAACUGAAGUAAUAACAGAAUCAGAUCCAGAGCCCGAUCAAGAGCAACAGCCGGAGCCAGUGCCAGAACCAGAGUCCGAGCCAGAGGCAGAACCAGAGGCAGAGUCAGAGUCGAAGCCCAUGGUGGAGCCGUUAAGGGAGGAAACUGAUGAGGAUUCGUCGGACGAUGAUGUGGUGGUGAAAAAUUCCAAGAAGGGUACGGAAGGCGAAGGUAACCAGGAAGUCAGGGAGACCAAGGAAGCGGUUCUAGAUCAGCACAAAGAACAGGACGCUCUUGGAGAAGAGACAAAAGGGGAUCACGACGAACGAACUGAACCAAGCACCGGAGAUUCCGGACUUGACGAUACGGUUCACGAGGAUGAUCAGGUGAUAGUCGGUGAACACGAAGAACUACCCGAAGCCGAGUUGAACGAUGGAAGCAUGACGGUUGAUCCGGAAGUUGAGGAUCUUGUUGAAAACGGAAACAUGGAGCAGCUCGCUGCUUUGGUGCUAAACGGCGAGGGUCGCAGACUCGUCGGAAGGCAUUCGAGCAACCCCGAACUUCAGGCAUUCAUCGAUAACGUUCCUGCCUACAUGGGAAAAAUACACGCCAUUCACAUGGCGGCGCGCGAAGGUAACCUGCGAGACCUUCAGGGGGCCUUGGAUCGUCGUAAAUUUGCAAUUGCAAGAGACGGCUCAUCGCCAAACGGAGCAACGCCUCUGCACGUGGCCGUAAUAUUCGGACACACCGGUGUCAUAAGGUACCUUGCUGGCAGGUUCGCAGAAACGGCACACGCUCCUGACCGGGACGGAAGGACGCCUCUUCAUUACGCAGCCACCCUCGCGGACAACGGGCAUUACUACAGUCUCCUCCUGCACCUGGGAGCAAAUCCUAUGGUCCAAGAUAACUUUGGGCACAAGGCGGAUUAUUAUAAGACUAAUCAGGAGGACUUUUCACAUAAAAAAUUACUUCGGGAUUUCGGGGCGCAUGAAAAGAUUGCUGACGAAAUGUUGACCGAUAAAGUUCCCGGAGGAGACACAUAUUCCGCGCGGCGCGACGUCACAGAACCGGAAACCCUGGUGACCCUGGAGCGUUGUUUCAAGCUGUUGGCAGGUGGUGGACGUCGAGGUUCGUCAUCCGGAUUAAACGCAACAAAUACUGGUAUACUUCUAGGGCGGUACCUGAAACGCCCAGUUUUUGAAAUACUGAAGCACCGUUUGACACGCUUGGAUCACAACCUGUUUGACCUUAUCUGGCCCGCUCUUAGAAAGUACAGUAACAUGAACAGUGGCAGCAGCUCAAUCGGAAGUUUCGUAAGCCUAAACAGCCUGAGCCACGUUCGACCAUCAAACCUGGACGAGGAAUGUUUCCCGGGCUACAUUAUAGUGCCGGACUACGAGAGCUACGUUGUGUUCGCGGAAUUGCUGGAUCCACUGAUCAGAGAUCUCCACUGCGUGACAGUGACCGGCGAGAUCCCUGACAACCCGGACUCGCAUUUCUUCGACACGGAGAAGUCGGCCGACGAAAAAUCGCACAGCGUAGCCGUAGUAGAAAAAUUCGACCUGGACCCGACCUCCAAACACAUGUUGGCCGGGGUCAUAGAGUGCUGUCGCAACCUUACGGCCUACCCGCUUCCCCUCAACCUCACUGUCAACCAGCUAGAGGAGACUGAGCGCGACAUAACGACCGAGCUGAUGAGCCCCGAGCUCGCCAGUUUUAUGGCCGAAGGAUCGAGCGAGGACGAGGCCGGUACCUACUACACUUUAAACGAAGUUCUCGAGCGACCAAGCGACGUGCGCGCGCGUCUCGCGGCCGCGGGCCUCCUGUUGCCCCUCAACCCGCAGACCAGGAGUGAUGAGCGGCGCCUGCAUGGCCGCCACUGGCCUUACGGCCGUGGAGUCUUUGUUGCCGCGGCAGGAGAUCUCGCGGCCUGGGUGAACGUGCAGGAUCACCUCAGAGUGGUGUGCUGCACGCCCGAGGAUCGCCCGGGGCGGAUUGGGAGGGCAUACGUGCGGCUGGGACGAAUAAUGUCAGUGCUCGACGCGGGACUGGCCUUCAAGAAGGACCAGAAGUUGGGCUUUCUAUCGUCGAGGCCCACUGUGCUCGGGAAUACACUCAAGUUCAACCUUGUCGCGAAACUCCCGGAGCUCACGAAGGAGCCUGGAGAUUUGUGGCAUCUGUGCCUCGUCCGGGGACUGAGCGUCAGGGAAACCAUGCAGAGGAAUACCGUGAAAAUUAGUAAUCAGCAAUGCCUUGCUGUCACAGAGUUACAGACCCUUCAAGACUUCUGCAGGGCCGUGCUGAACAUCACAAGUCUCGAAAAAGAACUCGCCCUCAAUAAUUCUAUGAGGAUUGCAUCCCUGAUCGCUAGUGCCUUCCGCAAACGAAUGACUAGCUCGCGCCGGUCCCGGGUUAAUAAUAAUUAAAAUGAGUAAACUCAUUGGAUAAAUGUUCGAUUUUUGGGUAAUAUCUUGUUGUGAUGAAUCGGUUGUUUAUAGGCGGAUGUGCGUUAAAUGUCAAUUAUUAAUACAAGAACACCCAUUUCUUAC
This is a messenger RNA of Diprion similis, 4351 nucleotides long. RefSeq lists its product as uncharacterized. The record is from RefSeq and is a predicted model, not a curated record. Bases 377 to 4228 code for a protein of 1283 amino acids. The transcript is spliced from 14 exons. Lineage: Eukaryota; Metazoa; Arthropoda; Insecta; Hymenoptera; Diprionidae. Gene Ontology annotation, molecular function: protein binding; kinase activity.